UUUUUUUUUUUUUGGGGAACCCGUGCCUGCGCUUCCGGGAAAAAAAAAGCGAGCGAGGGAGCGCGAGUGCGCGUGCGUGUAAGUGUGAGUGAAUGUGACGCUUGAGACGAGACGGAGAAGAAGCAGAAGAAGGGAAAGAUGAUAGCUCUCAGAAUCUGGUUUUCAACUCUCUGUAACUCGUCCAGGUUGCAGGAUUGAGAGAUGUCUUACUCGUCGCGGAGUUCCCUGGACUGUAAAGUCUACGUGGGCGACUUGGGCAAUGGCGCGGCAAAGGGCGAGCUGGAGCGAGCUUUCAGCUACUACGGUCCUCUACGGAGCGUCUGGGUGGCGAGGAACCCUCCCGGCUUCGCUUUCGUGGAAUACGAAGACUCCAGAGACGCCGAGGAUGCCGUGAAGGGCAUGGACGGAAAGAUGCUCUGCGGGGCGCGCAUCCGCGUCGAGAUGUCGAACGGGAUGUCUCGGAAGUCGCGUUUCGGUCGACCGAGCCGCAGACAGUUCGAUCCGAACGACCGCUGCUAUCAGUGCGGGGAGACCGGCCACUACGCCUACGACUGCUACCGCUACAACAAGAGAGGCGGCAGACGCAGCAGGUCUCGCUCUCGGUCCAGAUCCCGUGGCCGUCGCUACCACUCUCGCAGCCGUAGCAACGAGCGGAGGUAUCGCUCUCCAUCUUACUCCAGAAAGCGGAGCAGGUCGGCGUCCGCAGGCCGCUCCAGAUCCCGAACCCCAGUUCGACGCUCUCGUUCCCCGGCACGCCGAUCCAGAAGUCCUGCCCGGAGGUCUAGAACACCUGUUCGCAGGGCCAGUCGUUCUCAUUCACGUUCCCGCUCCGGCUCCAGACAGAGAGCACGCAGCGCUUCCAGAUCAAGAUCCAGAUCUCGCUCCGUAAGCAAGAAAAGAGACAGCCGUUCCAGGUCUGUCAGCCCGAGAAAGAGCCUGACCCCUGAUGCCGACUGAUUUGGAAUGUCCACCACCACCCCUCUCUCUUCCCUCUCUCUCUCCAUCCCCUCUUUCUUCAGUGCUUUUCUGCUGUACCUCAGUCAACUGCUGAACUUUCAUCACACAGUCGUUAUGACUUCUGUUCCAUCUCAGACACCUCUUUCGGUUUCAGACAUCUGUGUCCACACCUGUAUUUCUCUUCUCUCCUGCCUACCUCUUUUUGCCUCUUUUUUUUUUUUCUUUCAUCUUUUUUUUGACGCAGAAAGUUUCUCUUCCAUUUUAAAAUGUAUAAUUAAUGGUUUUAAGCCAUUUGUUUUUAGUUUCAGGCCCGAGACUGUGGUCUGUAGUGAGCGGGUCGGUCAGCAGUGUCGGGGUUGAAGGGGGGAAAAAAAAGAAUGAGCUAUGAUUGGGUCAGGGCUUCAAGUGUGUUUGGUUGGUUGUUUGGUUUUUUUUAAUUUUUGGUUUUUUUUUUUUUCUUCCCCUGCUAAAUUGCCAGUGAUCUUUUUAAAUAAAGUGAGUCUUUACACAUCAGCGUUUCUUCACCGUCUGAUUAAUUUUUCGUCGGAUUGAGGUGCAACCUGCAGGUAUAAACGUUUCUCAAUUUUACAUUUAUACGUUUCUUAAUCUGUUUUUUUGUGAAGCUGCUUCGCAACAUUUUCCAAAUACGCAAAUGACGUUGUUUCGAGUGAGCUGUAGAUCCUAGGAGCCGAGUUUGAUCAUUUUAUAUAUAAAGAUUUUUGUAAAUAUUAUAUAAAAAUUAUAAUUUUUUUUUCUCCCCCUUUUCUUCCCGUGAUUUAUUUGCCGGAAAAUGUCCAUAAUGUAGUGUUUAAGGUAUAAAUGUUUUAGCUCUAAUACCAUAUUGGAACAAAUGUGAAUGCAGGAUGAAAUAUUGUGGAAAUAUAGAAGAGAGAAACGUAUUGCGGAUAUUUGAGUGUCUAUUGUUAAAAGUGCUUUACUAAUAAAAAGGAAUUGAAUAUUUUAA
This is a messenger RNA of Silurus meridionalis, 1921 nucleotides long. It is a transcript of the gene srsf7a, whose product is annotated as serine and arginine rich splicing factor 7a. The transcript has 8 exons. NCBI's taxonomy places the organism in Eukaryota, Metazoa, Chordata, Actinopteri, Siluriformes, Siluridae. Gene Ontology annotation, molecular function: RNA binding; zinc ion binding. The record is from RefSeq and is a predicted model, not a curated record. Bases 202 to 957 code for a protein of 251 amino acids.